AUGAACGAUCACUCGAGAGAGGACGAUGAAGAGGAUUCAGACGCUUCCUUUGCUUCAGAGGAGAGCCCAGAUGGGAGGAAAGGCAGUUCGGAUGAGGACUGUGAGAGAGAGCUUCACCUCCCUGAAACUCCAGAGACCUGCCUGCAAAUGAACCUGGUCUAUCAGGAAGUUAUCGAGGAGAAGAUCAAGGAGGUCAACAUUCUGCUUUCCCAAAACAAAGAACAGCAGGAAAAGCUCACCAGGGAGCUUGCUGGGCCCAGAGUGGCAAAGACCAGUGAUGGAAAGGCCAUGCCAGCAAAUGUGUUCCUGGGCCAUUUCAUGAAGCCAUAUUUCAAGGAUCAGACGUCAGGAAUCGGUCCUCCUGCCAACAGCGAUGCCCGAGAAAAAGCGAUGCGAGGCAUAAAACCUUUUGAGGAUCUGAUCACUACAAAAUGGAAGAGCCGAGAGAAGCUGUUGCUCCAUCAGUCUGUGGUCAGUGAUCAUUUGCAGCAUCUCCUUCAACCAAAACUUUUGAAGGUUGAGUAUCUGACUGACAAGCUGGCAAGAUCCCGGGAUGAGAUGGAAAAGCAGAUCUUGACAAAGCAAAUCCAAGAAGUCGAGCGUGAAAUGAACAACAUCGAACAGCUGCCAGAGGAGGUUUUGCUGGGAAACAGACUCGAUAAGCAUGACUGGGACAAGAUUGCCAAUGUCAACUUUGAAGGAAUGCGCAGUGCAAAAGAGCUGCAGAAAUACUGGCAGAAUUCUGAACAUCCCAGCAUCAACAAGACAGAGUGGAGUGAGGAAGAGAUCGAGAAACUCAAAGGAAUUGCUGCCAGACACAAGUGCCUCAACUGGGACACGAUCGCCCAGGAGCUGGGGACGCAGCGAACUGCCUUCCAGUGCCUGCAGAAGUUUCAGGUGAACAACAAAGAAUUCAGGCGGAGUGAGUGGGCCCCAGAAGAGGACCGGAUGCUCUCGCAGCUGGUGCAAGAAAUGCGGGUGGGGAACCACAUCCCAUACCGGAAAAUUGCCUACUACAUGGAAGGGAGGGAUUCUGCCCAGCUGAUCUAUCGGUGGACCAAGCGACUGGAUCCCAGCUUGAGGCACGGAUCCUGGACCCCAGAGGAAGAUGCUCUGCUGCUGAAGGCGGUUGCAAAAUAUGGGGAGCGGGACUGGUAUAAGAUCCGAAUGGCGGUCCCGGGGAGGAACGACAUUCAGUGCCGAGACAGGUACUUGCAUGCUCUGCACUAUGAUAUAAAGAAGGGCAAAUGGAGCGAGGAAGAAGAGAAGAAGUUGAUUGAACUAACAGAAAAGUACGGCGUGGGUCACUGGGCAAAAAUUGCUUUGGAGUUGCCCCACCGCUCCAGGUCCCAGUGCCUCAGCAAGUGGAAAAUCCUCCUGGGCUAUCGGAAGAACAAGCGGAGGAAGCAGAGGAAUAACCUUGACCAGGAGUGGCGACCAGAGUCCAGCAGUGAGGAUUCAGACCUGGCCCUGAAGGAGGACGGUGCUGAGGAGGAGGAGUCCCCCAAGCCUGAAGCCUGGAGAGUGCCCAGCUUAGACUUGUGGAUCCCUGCAAGGCAGAAUCCGUCCAGCAUUCCUGGGGAGCUGGCCUCUGUGACUGUGCUUUCAAAGGGCCUUGAUGUGAACAGAAAGCUGAGGCCGAUCCGUGGUAAACUUCUUGUUGCAGAAAAGGACCAAGCUCCUGAAGGUCUUGAGUCCAGGACAUCUCCAUCGGUUAAUAUUCAGGCAGAGGAGGAAUUGGCUGUGGAAGAUACCAGAAUUUCCAGAAGCAAAAAGGACUCAUGGAGGGUUUCUUUGGCCUAUGUGAAAUGUGUCUUGCGGAGAAACAGCUAUGACUUGCAGAGGAGAAAUAGAGAGAAACACAGAAAGAGGCGCUUUGCUUCUGCUUCACAGAGGAGGGGCCUUGGGAGAGAUUUGGUCCCCCCAGCCAGGGAGCCUGCCAGAGGCCAGAGAGACGGGAUGUGGAAGAUGACGCUCUACCGGCGGCUUUUGAUGGCGGUGUCCCCCUGGGCUGGGAGCAGGGUGCAGGCCUGGGCCCAGCGGGUCAAGAGCGAAGCGUCCCACAAGUCCAAAGUGGAAUUCAUCUUCAAGUACCUGCAGAUAGCCAGUCUCAAAAGUACUCCCGUGUUCACGCUUUUCAUUCAGCUGCUUCAUAUUGAUGUUGAUGGCUGCAUGAAAAUCAUCCAGAAGAGGAAAUCCCGGCAGCUGGAGCUCCUGGAGGCUGUUGCUGGGGAUGCGAGAGGCGCCGAUCAGGCUUCUCCCUCUCAGGAUCCUGCAGCCCAGUCAAGCCUCCCCGUGGGCACCAGUAAGAAGCUCAUCCCGUUGAAGGCCAAGGAGGGCCCUCUUCCUGCUCAUGCCCGGGUGGGUUGUCCACCCCCUCGCCUGCCUUCCAAACCCAAAACUGUCUCUGAGCUGCUGAGAGAGAAGAGGCUGCGUGAAGUGAAGGCAGCGAGGGCCCUGCCCAAGAGGUUAAUCUUGGCGCCUCAGCUGCUCCUGCCUUCCUCGGUGAUCAUCCAGCCUCCGGCUCUGACGGGGUCUCGUGGCCUCCCCACAGCUGCAAAUGGCCCAUCACUGCCCAACCCCUCGCCUGUGGGCGCUUCCGCCUCCCCUGGCUCAGCAGGACAGAGUCACUUGCCGUUGUCACGGGACACGAGGGGUUCUCGGGCGGAAGAGGCUUCUGCUGGUCGUGGCAAAGAGGGUGGCUUGCAGAAGGCCAGGCGGGGAGUGUCAGCCGCUGCCUCCUUUGCCCCUUUGCUGCCAAAGCAGUCCCCUUUGCCUCUCCAGAUCUCGGCAGCCCCUGCUGCUUCUCUCUGUCCUGCCAGUGUGGGGCCUGGCACAAAGAAGGCUGCCUGUGCCCUGGGGCCGGGUGGCUGUCAGCAGGACUCUGCUAAGUUGGUGCCCCCGUCAGUAGCCCUCCCGCUGGGCUCCCCCGAGGCGGCCAAGCAGAUCCGUCCCGUAACCUGGCUGCUCACUGCCCAGGGCCUCGUCCCAGUGACUGUCGUGAGCCUUCCCUGUCCAGGGAAGCCCAGUGCCACGGGCAGCCCUGGCGCCUCUCCAGGUCUGGACCGGGCGGCAGAGGCCUCUCCCGUGAGCCCAGGCCCAGUGCCAUGCAGCCAGCCAUCGCAAGGGGCCUCUCCCAGCAGCCGCCAGGAGGACGGAACGCCUGGCUUGACACCCCCCUCCGUCCCGCCUGCUCCCGCAGCCUCAACCGAGUUGCAGCACCCCUUGCCCCCCACUUGCCCUCUGAUGCCCCCCGUGCCCGGCGCUUCCGUGGGGAGUGUCCAGAACUGUGCCGUGGGAAACUCUCACCGUCCUGCCAUUCCUGGAGGGGCUGGCCCUCCACCGCCUUUGCCACGGGAGAAGGUCGCCCCCGACUACAGCCUUCUCUCCCUGGAGGACGCCACAGCGGUGAAGGCGUGGGCCCAGGGCGGCUCGGGAAGCGGCCCGCCUUACCUGCCGCCUUUCCUGUGCAGCUUGAGAAUGCUCUCUGCCCUGCUGCUCAGCAAAGCAGCCCUGGAGCAGACGGCGGCGCGUCUGGUGACUCCCGGAGGGCAGCAGGAGUCCAGUCAGCAGCCGGAUCCGGAUGCCCUGAGAGCAGUGGUGCACCAGAGGCUCCGGGAGAACCCUGCCUACCAGCUCCUGAAGGCCCGCUUCCUGGCCGCCUUCACCCUCCCGGCUGCUCUCGCCGUGCUGUCUCCUCCCAGGGUGACCACCACACUCCCUGGGGAGAGGUGGUGGAAAAGCAGCCACAAAGGAGACUCAUUCGCGUCAGCAUCCUCCUCCUCCUCUUCAUCAUCAUCAUCAGCAUCUGAGAACGAGGAAGACCACAGAGAAGCUGGCAGAAUGGCUGAGAGGCAGGAGGAGCCAGGCACGGAUCAGAUUGGCAUACCUGGGAUUCGGAGAAGCACACGUCCCAAAAGACGGAGGAGGCCCCUGUAAGAGGAACAGGCUUCCUUGAGCGAGAACCCCUUGGGUAUUUUGCACUGAUCAGUGGCAAGGCUGUAACCUCGCUGAUAAGAAAAGAAGAGGGACAGGCUGGGAGCACUAGCCCACUUGCGGAUGCGCCU
Molecule: messenger RNA, 4067 nt
Organism: Gekko japonicus
Lineage: Eukaryota; Metazoa; Chordata; Lepidosauria; Squamata; Gekkonidae
Gene: SNAPC4
Product: small nuclear RNA activating complex polypeptide 4
Exons: 23
Coding region: 1-3939 (1312 amino acids)
Source: RefSeq, a predicted model, not a curated record